AUGGGGUCACCAUCAGGAUCGAAUUUUGUAUUGCUUGAUUAUUUGGCUGCGCUUGUUUUCAUCUUCAUUGGAUUAUGCGUUGUAGUGAAGAAGUUGGAUAGUAUCGUUUACGAAUUGCAAGCUUUGAAUGGUAACUUGGCCGCCCUUAGAAGAUAA
Messenger RNA from Lodderomyces orthopsilosis Co 90-125, 156 nucleotides. RefSeq lists its product as uncharacterized. Bases 1 to 156 code for a protein of 51 amino acids. Lineage: Eukaryota; Fungi; Ascomycota; Pichiomycetes; Serinales; Debaryomycetaceae. The transcript has a single exon. The record is from RefSeq and is a predicted model, not a curated record.